Serinus canaria (Common canary) is the source of this 1818-nucleotide messenger RNA. NCBI's taxonomy places the organism in Eukaryota, Metazoa, Chordata, Aves, Passeriformes, Fringillidae. The record is from the annotation of a RefSeq genome assembly.
AUGGACCUAUCACUAGUCCUAAAUACAUUCAUACUCCUAACCCUAGCAACCCUUUCUACACCUAUCCUAUUCCCCCUCCUAUCCCCCAACUCUAAAAACACCCCCAACACCAUCACAAACACAGUCAAAGCCUCCUUCCUAAUUAGCUUAGUCCCUAUAACAAUCCACAUCUACUCAGGAACGGAAAGCCUCACCUCCCUAUGAGAAUGAAAAUUCAUCAUAAACUUUAAAAUCCCUAUCAGCCUAAAAAUAGACUUCUACUCGCUCACUUUCUUCCCUAUCGCAUUAUUCGUAUCAUGAUCUAUCCUACAAUUCGCAACAUGAUACAUAGCUUCAGACCCCCAUAUCACAAAAUUCUUCAUCUACCUACUAUUCUUCCUAAUAGCAAUACUCAUCCUAAUCCUCGCUAACAACCUAUUCGUCCUAUUUAUCGGCUGAGAAGGAGUCGGAAUCAUGUCCUUCCUACUAAUCAGCUGAUGACACGGCCGAGCAGAAGCCAACACCGCUGCUUUACAAGCCAUCCUAUACAACCGAGUUGGAGACAUCGGCCUCAUCCUAUGCAUAGCAUGACUAGCCUCAACCAUAAACACCUGAGAAAUCCAACAACUCCCCUCCCCAUCACAAACCCCAACACUGCCCCUAUUAGGUCUCAUUCUAGCCGCAACCGGCAAGUCCGCACAAUUCGGCCUUCACCCAUGACUACCCGCCGCCAUAGAAGGACCUACCCCUGUCUCCGCCCUACUUCACUCCAGCACAAUAGUAGUAGCCGGAAUCUUUCUACUCAUCCGAACCCACCCCCUACUUAGCAACAACCAAACCGCCCUAACCCUCUGCCUAUGCCUAGGAGCCCUAUCCACCCUAUUCGCAGCCACAUGCGCCCUUACUCAAAAUGACAUUNAAAAAAUCAUUGCCUUUUCCACUUCAAGCCAGCUGGGCCUAAUAAUAGUCACAAUCGGACUCAACCUUCCCGAACUAGCCUUCCUCCACAUCUCAACGCACGCAUUCUUCAAAGCCAUACUCUUCCUGUGCUCAGGAUCCAUUAUCCACAACCUAAACGGCGAACAGGACAUCCGAAAAAUAGGAGGUCUCCAAAAAAUAAUACCCACAACCACCUCAUGUCUUACUAUCGGUAAUCUAGCCCUAAUAGGAACACCAUUCCUGGCAGGAUUCUACUCAAAAGACCAAAUCAUCGAAAGCCUAAGCACAUCCUACCUAAACACCUGAGCCCUACUACUAACCCUCCUAGCUACAGCAUUCACCGCAGUGUACACAAUUCGCAUAACCGUACUAGUACAGACCGGCUUCGUUCGAAUUCCUCCUCUAACCCCAAUAAAUGAAAACAACCCCGCAGUGACUUCACCCAUCACUCGACUCGCACUAGGAAGCAUCCUAGCAGGAUUCCUCAUUACCUCAUUCAUCAUCCCCACAAAAACCCCCACAAUAACUAUACCUCCAUCCAUCAAAAUAACAGCCCUAGUAGUAACCGCCCUAGGAAUCGCUUUAGCCCUAGAAAUCUCAAAAAUAGCCCAAACCCUCAUUCUUACAAAACAAACCACCUUCUCAAACUUCUCCGUAUCCCUAGGUUACUUCAACCCCCUGACCCACCGCCUAACCAUAUCCAACCUCCUCAACGGAGGACAAAACAUUGCCUCACACCUAAUCGACCUAUCCUGAUACAAAAUCCUAGGACCAGAAGGACUGGCCAACCUACAACUAAUAGCAACCAAAACCGCUACCUCCCUUCACUCAGGCCUAAUCAAAGCCUACCUAGGAGCAUUUGCCUUAUCCAUCAUCAUUAUCCUCAUAUCCCUACACAGA